Messenger RNA from Trypanosoma cruzi, 1434 nucleotides. Its product is annotated as transcription elongation factor S-II, putative. Gene Ontology annotation, biological process: DNA-templated transcription; termination of RNA polymerase III transcription. NCBI's taxonomy places the organism in Eukaryota, Euglenozoa, Kinetoplastea, Trypanosomatida, Trypanosomatidae. Gene Ontology annotation, molecular function: zinc ion binding; DNA-directed RNA polymerase activity; nucleic acid binding. The transcript has a single exon. The record is from RefSeq and is a predicted model, not a curated record. Gene Ontology annotation, cellular component: RNA polymerase III complex. Bases 1 to 1434 code for a protein of 477 amino acids.
AUGGUACCUUAUCCGGUGUAUGAGCCGUUUGACCGUGUGUGGGUGAAGAUGGAGGGGUACGACUGGUGGCCUGCCCGCAUUGUUAGCGACGAGGAGCUCCGUGCGAACGGCCAGAGCCGUGCUGAGGGCUGUGACAUCACCGUUUACUUCUACGAGGGUACCACAACACCGGCAAGUCUGGAACACUUUAAGAGCGCCACCACAAGUAUUACUUUCUUUGAGACAUCUUCGGAGAAGGCUGUCACGGCGGACGCUGACCUCCUCGCGGCGAUACGUCGUGCGGAAACGGAUGAGACAGCGAACCCGCUAAAGUACGAAUUUGCAGCGGGAGACCGCGGCAGUGCGAAUAAAACGGGUGAUGGGGUGGCAGCAGGAGCGGCAGCUGUAGUGACCGCAACAGGGGCGUCUGUAUCUUCCACGGAUGGGAUGCGGCGCGGCACGGGGAAUGCGGCGGCUAACCAGCGACCCGUCAGCAAGCGCAGCCGUGCGGCGGAAUUAGAGGAACGGCACGUCGCCGCGCCUGCGUUGAAUUUGUUACGGGACGAGAAACUGAUUGAAAUUGCCGGGCGGAUCAACGAGGCAGUAUCGAUCUGCGACCUCCCUUCGCUGCGCAUUGAAUUGUGUGAUCUUGACACCGUCAGUGUUACGGUGCGCCAGCUGGAGACGACAAAAAUUGGCGUGGCGGUAGGCAGUAUUUUGGGCAGGAAAGAAUUGGAGAAGUUAUGGCCAUUGUCGCGAGCCAUUAUUUCUUCUUGGGCACGUGCCAUGCCCGUUGAGACCAUAGAAGCCAUCAAGAGACACCAGCAAUACCGGCUUGGAAAGCGACAGGAUGAUGCCAACAAAAGUAGCACGAUGGAAUUGUCCAUGAUGAGCCCUUUGGCGGCUGGUGCACCAUCCUUUGCCGAUGUGAACGACGUUUCCGGUCCGCUGGCGUCGCGAUCGGUGGAGAACGGAGAGCGCGUGCGGAUGAGGUUUGUCCACCGUGUGCGGAAGCUGCUGGAUAACCCCACCGAUCCACCCAUCCCGGGUGUCACAUCCAGUGAUCUGGAGGCCGUUGCUGAGGAGCUCUGCCGCGACGUGGUUGAGCCGGAGGACCGCAAGCAUUUACAGGAGCAACUUGAGAAGCCCGGUAUGACGCAGCUGCGGCGUAGUUUAGCUACUCGCGCGAUGAGCGGAAAGGAGUUUCUGAAACUUCCCCGUUCCGCACUCAUGACGGAGGAUGAGAGACGGAUGGAGGAGGCUCGCAUUACGAAGAUGAUUGAAGAGCAGGAGAAGUUAAAACUGGCGAAUGUUUCUGUUACAAGUCUGUUCAAAUGUCCGAACUGUGGUAAGAACCGGUGCUCCUACUACGAACAGCAGACGAGAUCAGCGGAUGAGCCCACAACGAAAUUUGUGACCUGCCUUGAGUGCAAGUACGUCUGGACAACGGAGUGA